UUAUCAUGUAAACAAACCACCGAGAAAAAAACCCGUGACAUGAGCAAGUUUCACGUGCGAUAUAUAUAGUCCCACGAUUUCAUUCAUCAGUUAGUCUGCCAAAGUUAACGUGACGAAGAACAACGAAAGCAAGCAUCUUUCUUUGACAAUGGAUCUGAAAACAGACCACGGAGUGGACAAGUUGUUGAUAUGCUUAGUUUUGCUACUUGUUCCAGCCGUGAUUGCCCAAUUACCACCCGGCAGCCCUGUUAUCACUUCGUCAAAAGAGCGAAUUGAGAUUGGUGACAUUAUCACGUUGACUUGUACCUCCAAACGUGGUGUUCCAGCACCCAGUGUCAAGUGGUACAGAGGCGAAAACGAGGUUUCAUCGCUCUUCAACACUGUGGGCGAUCUAACGACAAACACCUAUACAUUUACAGCUAGUAAUCAAGAUCAGUUUGCAGUUUACGAAUGUCGGGUUUUCAACAACGUCUUGCAGAACCCACUGACCAAUACCAUAUUUAUAAUAGUAUAUGCGCCGUUAGAAGUGAACGCUCCAAGAGUAUCCUACUCGGUCCAGACGUCAAACAGUGUUACACUACAGUGUGUAGUUACCGGUACUGCUACUGCCAUUUAUUGGUACAAGAGCAACCAACUAUUACAAAUUGCUACGAAUAAUCGUUUAUCGGGAGCCAGUGUCCAGACUCCUUCCUUGACAAUCUCUAACGUAGCGCUAUCGGAUGGUGGCGAAUAUGUAUGUUCAGCGACAAAUGGUUAUGACACUAAAAGAUCCAGUAACAUCGUUCUAUCUGUGCAAGUACCAUUGGAAAUAAACGCGCCUUUGACAUUUUACUCGCCCCAGACGUCUACCAGUGUCACACUGACUUGUCGUGUCACUUCCGGUACUGCUGGAAAGAUCGAUUGGUACAAAGACAACCAACCAUUAGUAUUAGCUUUGAAUAACCGUUUUUCGGGAGGCAGUGUUCAGAGUCCUUCCUUAUUUAUAACGAACGUACAGCUAAGUGAUGCUGGCGAAUAUGUAUGUUCAGCGACAUCUGGUACCCAAACUAAAAAAACAAGCAUAAUCCGCCUGUCUCCGCAAGCCCCUCUGACAGUGAUUGCGCCAUCGACUUUGUAUUCGCCAAUGACGUCCACCAGUGUUACUUUGACAUGUCGGGUAACUUCCGGUACAGCUACUGAUAUCAAAUGGUACAAGGACGAUCAACAAUUAUUAAUUUCUUUGAAUUCUCGUUAUUCUGGAGGAAGUGUGGGGUCCCCUUCCUUGCUCAUCACUAAUGUACAACUAAGGGAUGGUGGCAAAUACAUAUGUUCAGGGUCAGAUGGUUCAGCAACUAGAAACACCACUACAAUGACUUUAUCGCCAAAAGCAACGCCAUCACAGCCCAUUCUAGUCGGCCCACAAUCGGUGACAGCUGGUUCGUCUAAUACUUGGACAUGUACUUCUACUGGUGCAUUCCCUGCGCAAACUAUGGCCGUGAGGAUUGGAAAUGAUCUGUUUACCAAUGAACUAACGACAAACUCGCUGUUCGAAUCCUUUGCCGGUUCCUAUCGAGUUGUAGGGCGAUUGGCGUGGGCACCAAGCAUGGAGCACAAUCAACAAAUAAUGUACUGUGAUGUCUUCCACCCACAAACAUUAAACAGUAAACAGACCGCAAGUAUGCAGCUGACAGUCAGAUCGGGUCUGUCCAUCACCGCUCCAAGAACUUUCUAUAAUCCUGCUGAAACGGAAACUGUCACACUAGCCUGUAUAGUGACUGCCGGAAACCCCACUGGGAUCAGUUGGAAGCAUGACAACAUAAAUGUAAUAAUAUCCGGUAAAAUGUCCGGAGGUACCAUAUCCAAUCCGGCAUUGAGAAUAUCCAAUGUUGACAUGAGUGAUGCUGGUACCUAUGUAUGUGAAGCUACAGAUGGUAGUGCUACCGUUAGAACCAACAACAUCCAGUUGUCUCCAAUAGAAAAACCUGUGUCCGAGUUCGACAUUAUAACUACAAUUCUUAAGGGAUACAACAGAUUUGUGAGACCAAUCGAUCCAGUUGUUAGGGUGACCCAUUCUUUAAUUCCAAAAGAAAUGGUGAAAUUUGAUCAUGAGAUGCUUGCUUUCGACGCCUUGCAAUGUAUCACCUGGAACGACCCAAGACUGUCAUGGCCGAGAGGACAACCAAGAGUUAGCUUACCUUCAUCUAUUAUCUGGUUACCAGAUAUUGUUAUGUUAGGACAGAAAUUCACGAAGGACUUCGAGGAUAAAGCAAUAAUUAAAAAGAAUGGAGAUGUGACGUAUUGUCCUGAGAGUAUGAUUAUGUCUAAACACUGCGAGGGAAUGGCCGGUAACGUUUGGGAAUGCGAAUUCAAACUUGUGUCCUGGUCCUACGACAAAGUGAUGUUGGACAUUUUCUUCCCAAUAGGUAUAAAUGUGCCGGCGAUCGAUACGUCUAUGUAUUAUGAACAUGAAGAGUACGAGAUCGUUAGUAAAUGUGCCAACAGACGCGAGAAGACAUAUCCCUGUAGAGUUGGUACCUACCCAGAACUAACCUACACAUUUGUGAUCAGACGUCGCCAAUCAUAUUGUAGAGAUUUGACCAAAAACCCCACAUGCAAUUCCUAGGAUCUCACUGCGACCUAGUUGCUCCAUAUAAAACAUAUACAGACUACUUUGAAGAUUAUUUUUUGGAUCAAACCAACACAAACACGUUAUUUAGAAAUGUAACUUAACAUUAAUUUAUAAAAAAAAGUGCAGUAGGUUUCAAAUUUGUUUUGUUUUGCAAAGUAAUCGAAUUGUUAAAAUAUCGUAGAAAUACGUGAAUGUAUAUUCUAUUGUUCUUUUUUGUUUCAGCAAAUUAAGUGCUAUAUUUAUGAUAAAAUAUAUAUACAAACUACAUUGUCAUUAUCUGAUAUUUGUAGAGAAGAGAUCAUACAUAUUAAAAAAAUAUGACUUA
This is a messenger RNA of Mytilus trossulus (common blue mussel), 2933 nucleotides long. RefSeq names its product hemicentin-1-like. Gene Ontology annotation, biological process: axon guidance; dendrite self-avoidance; monoatomic ion transport. Gene Ontology annotation, molecular function: cell-cell adhesion mediator activity; extracellular ligand-gated monoatomic ion channel activity. Gene Ontology annotation, cellular component: axon; plasma membrane. Lineage: Eukaryota; Metazoa; Mollusca; Bivalvia; Mytilida; Mytilidae. The record is from RefSeq and is a predicted model, not a curated record. The transcript has 11 exons. Bases 149 to 2602 code for a protein of 817 amino acids.